GAUAUUCAUGGCUUGAUGAGAAAAGAAAAUGAUUCUAAGGUGACAGAAUUUGUCCUUCUGGGCUUAUCAUCCUCCUGGGAGCUGCAGCUAUUUCUCUUUCUAAUAUUUUUGUUUUUCUAUAUGGCUAUUAUCCUGGGAAACCUCUUAAUAGUGGUAACAGUGAGGGCUGAUGCCCAUCUGCUCCAGUCUCCUAUGUACUAUUUUUUGGGGCAUCUCUCCUUCAUUGAUUUAUGCCUCAGCUGUGUCACUGUGCCCAAGAUGUUAGGGGAUUUCCUACAACAGUGCAAGACAAUCUCUUUUUCAGGAUGCCUGGCCCAGAUAUACUUUCUCCACUUUCUGGGAGCCAGUGAAAUGUUUCUGCUGACAGUCAUGGCCUAUGAUAGGUAUGUUGCAAUAUGCAAUCCUUUGCACUACUUCACAGUCAUGAACCGCCAGCUAUGCCUUCAGUUGGUUUUGGCCUGCUGGUCUGGGGGUUUAAUCCACUCUAUCACACAGGUUCUGCUGAUCAUCUUGCUGCCUUUCUGUGGCCCCAAUGAACUAGACAACUUCUAUUGUGAUGUCCCACAGAUCAUCAAGCUGGCCUGCAUGGACACCUAUGUGAUAGAGCUAUUGAUGGUCUCCAACAGUGGCCUGCUGUCUCUUGUCUGCUUCUUAGUUCUACUAUUCUCUUAUGCUAUCAUCUUGAUCACCCUGAGAGAUCGCUUCUGCCGGGGCCAGAGCAAGGCACUCUCCACCUGUGCCUCCCACCUAACAGUGGUCAGCCUAAUCUUUGUGCCGUGUGUAUUCAUCUACUUGAGGCCUUUCUGCAGCUUCUCUGUGGAUAAGAUAAUCUCUGUGUUUUACACAGUGAUCACACCCAUGUUGAACCCACUCAUAUACACACUUAGAAAUACUGAUAUGAAGGUAGCUAUGAAGAAAUUGAGAAAAAAACAUGUGGUAUCCUGGUGCCUUGUCAAAGGAUGA
Molecule: messenger RNA, 963 nt
Organism: Tupaia belangeri chinensis (Chinese tree shrew)
Lineage: Eukaryota; Metazoa; Chordata; Mammalia; Scandentia; Tupaiidae
Product: olfactory receptor 4Q3
Exons: 1
Coding region: 16-963 (315 amino acids)
Biological process (GO): G protein-coupled receptor signaling pathway
Cellular component (GO): membrane
Molecular function (GO): olfactory receptor activity; G protein-coupled receptor activity
Source: RefSeq, a predicted model, not a curated record